This is a messenger RNA of Microcebus murinus (gray mouse lemur), 3146 nucleotides long. The record is from RefSeq and is a predicted model, not a curated record. Lineage: Eukaryota; Metazoa; Chordata; Mammalia; Primates; Cheirogaleidae.
GGACGGCCAGGUCGGGCGGGGGCCGGGCGCGCUCGCGCUCCCUCCGGGGCCGCCACCCUGCGUCCGCCGGCUGCAGAUGGGCGCCCGGGGCGUCGAAGAUGCGGGCGGGCCGGGGCGAGACGCCGGCGCCGGCCAGGGAGCUCUUCCGGGACGCCGCCUUCCCCGCCUCGGACUCCUCGCUCUUCUCCAACCUGUCCACGCCGCUGGCCCAGUUCCGGGAGGACAUCACGUGGCGGCGGCCCCAGGAAAUUUGUGCUGCACCCCGGCUGUUUCCAGACGAGCCGUGGGAAGGGCAGGUGAAGCAGGGGCUGCUGGGGGACUGCUGGUUCCUGUGUGCCUGCGCUGCGCUGCAGAAGGGCAGGCACCUCCUGGACCAGGUCAUCCCGCCAGGACAGCCCAGCUGGUCCGACCAGACGUACCGGGGCUCCUUCACCUGCCGAGUCUGGCAGUUUGGACACUGGGUGGAGGUGACCACAGAUGACCGCCUGCCGUGCCUUGCAGGAAGACUCUGCUUCUCCCGCUGCCAGAGGGAGGAUGUGUUCUGGCUGCCCUUGUUGGAAAAGGUCUACGCCAAGGUCCAUGGCUCCUACGAGCACCUGUGGGCAGGGCAGGUGGCGGAUGCCCUGGUGGACCUAACUGGGGGCCUGGCAGAAAGGUGGAACCUGAAGGACUUGGCGGGAAGCAGCGGCCAGCGGGACAGGCCCGGGGGCCAGGAGCACAGGUCUUGCCACCAGCUGCUCCACCUGAAGGACCAGUGUCUGAUCAGCUGCUCGGUGCUCAGCCCCAGGGCAGGUGCCAGGGAGCUGGGGGAGUUUCAUGCCUUCCUUGUCUCGGAUCUGCGGGAGCUCCGGGCCCAGGACGGCCAGGGCAUCCUCCUGCUGCGGAUCCAGAACCCCUGGGGCCGGCGGUGCUGGCAGGGGCUCUGGAGAGAGGGGGGUGAAGGCUGGAGCCGGGUGGACCCAGCGGAAGAGUCUGAGCUCCUGUCCCAGCUCCAGGAAGGGGAAUUCUGGGUGGAGGAGGAAGAGUUCCUGAGGGAGUUUGACGAGGUCACUAUUGGCUACCCAGUCACAGAGACCGGCCACCUGCAGAGUCUCUACACAGGAAAGGUGCUCUGCCACACGCGGGCCCUGCCUGGGGCCUGGGUCAAGGGGCAGUCGGCAGGAGGCUGCCGGAACAACAGCGGCUUUCCCAGCAACCCCAAGUUCUGGCUGCGGGUCUCAGAACCGAGCGAGGUGUUCGUUGCCGUCCUGCAAAGACCCAGGAUGUGCAGGGCAGACGGGGCAGGCCGGGCCCGGGCGCUGGUGGGUGACGACCGGACCUCAUGGAGCCCCGCGAGCUUCCCGGGCAAGGACUACCAGGCCGUGGGCCUGCACAUCUGGAAGGUGGAGAAGCGGCGGGUCAGCCUGCCCAGGGUCCUGUCCGCACCCCCCGUGGCCGGCACCGCGUGCCACGCGUAUGACCGGGAGGUGCACCUGCACUGUGAGCUCGCCCCGGGCUACUACCUGGCCGUGCCCAGCACCUUCCUGAAGGACGUGCCGGGGCAGUUCCUGCUCCGGGUCUUCUCCACCGGGCGGGUGUCCCUCAGCGCCGUCAGGGCCGCGUCAAAGAGCGCCGGCCCCGGGGCAGCCCUGCCCGCCGGGGAGUGGGGCACCGUGCAGCUGCAGGGCUGCUGGCAAGCUGGCCAGACGGCAGGGGGCAGCAGGAACUUUGCCUCCUACCCGACCAACCCCUGCCUCCCCUUCUCCGUCCCUGAGGGCCCUGGCCCACGCUGCGUCCGCGUCACUCUGCGUCAGCACUGCCAGCCCAGGGGCAGCGAGUUCCACCCCAUCGGCUUCCACAUCUUCCAGGCAAGCUCCUCGCCCGGGGAGGGGUCGGGGAGCCCCAGGGGAUUUGCAUCUUGGUCCAUGUUGUCCUGGCUUAGUCAUUUGGGCGCAUCAGCCAGACUGGCUGGUCACGUAGACUCAUCUUUAGGUUUCCCAAAGUCCGUGUUCACCGGGGUCAGCCCAGGCAGCCCUGUCCACCCGCUCUGGCUCAGAAUGACUGUCUCGGGUCCAUUCUCGCAGGACCCAGGGCUCUGCCGGCUGCUUUGGUGGCUGUGGCCCCAGGAAGCUACUGCAGGGAGGUCCCACCUGCGUCCCGCCCUGUGGAAUGGUCACACACCCUGGAGCCCUCCGGGCACAGCACCUCUUCCCGUGCCUGUGUCACUGAGUGCUAGGCGCGGAGGGGAGGACUGAGCGGGUUGGGGGGUGCCUGCUGGGAGCCGGGAAGAAGCCGUGGCCUGGUUCAUGGUGGGGAGGGCACUUCAGGUGCCCAGAAGAGCGUGUGGCCUGCGCACGGUGACUGCCCCGCGGCAGCAGCCUGCUGGGCGGGGCUGCUGAAUGGACAGGCAGGGAGGGUUUGCAGGCCAGACACAAACCAGGUGGGCAAGGAGAUCUGGAGGGAGCGCCCGGCCACCCCGAGGUGGGUCUGGAGCUGGCAGCUGGGGCUGUAGGAGUCUGCAGGUGGGCUCAGCCACGCCAGCAGGGGCUUGGGUCUCAGACAGCAGGCAAGAAGGACAACAGUGCCACUCCAGCCCAGGGUCACCUACAGAAGGGGGUGGGAGAGCGGGAAGGAGAGGCCGCCUGUGGAGACCUCGUGAUGGGAACCUUGAUGGCCGAGGAGUGGCCCCUCUGCCAGGUGUACCUGCCGGGGAGAGGAGCUCGUGCAGGUGGGUGGGUCAGCGCGUAGCCGCACCAAGGCAUCUUCCCCGGCCUGCCCUGCCCUGUCGGUCCCUGGCGACCAGGCAAAGACCCUCAGCAGAUCCUCCUUGCUCCAGGCCACCAGUACCCGGGGCCAAGGAGUGGCAGGGUUUUUAAAUAAAGCCCCCUGGCGAUCUGACGCUGCCAGGCCCACCGAUGGCGCUGUCGUGAGAGUGCUGGGGCCUUGGUGAGGAGGUGGUCCCUCCUCUAGAAGGCGAGUGACUCAGGGGCUGAGGGCAUCCAAGCAGCUGGCACGAGCUGCCAACGGAACCCCAGGCCGUGCACCCUCCACUGGGGCAGUGAGGAAGGGGAGCGGCCUCUGGGCUGUGUGUGCCCCAUCCCACGCAGGCCCCCCAUGUGCGCCUGUGCCUGUCCCAGGUGCCUGCGGGGGGUGAGAGCCCGGGUGCG